Molecule: messenger RNA, 780 nt
Organism: Rhodotorula toruloides NP11
Lineage: Eukaryota; Fungi; Basidiomycota; Microbotryomycetes; Sporidiobolales; Sporidiobolaceae
Product: 26S proteasome non-ATPase regulatory subunit 10
Exons: 10
Coding region: 1-780 (259 amino acids)
Molecular function (GO): protein binding
Source: RefSeq, a predicted model, not a curated record
AUGGCAUCACAGAUCCCUACACAGGACGUGCACCGCCUGGCACGCGAAGGAAACGCCAGUCUGCUGCGGAUGGCGUUGGAGGUCAAUGCAGAUCUUGUUGCUUCAGUUGAUUCGGACUCCCGCACGCCUCUCCAAAACUCCCUUUCAGCCAUUCCUCCCUCCGUCGCCUGUGUCGAAGCCUGCCUCGACGCCUUCAACAAUCUUUCCGACGGCGGAUUCGGCGAGAAGCGGAGGACGAAGGUGUUGGAGAAUCAGGACGAGGUGGGGAAUACGGCUUUAAUGAGUGCGGCUGCUAUCGGUAACCUCGAGAUCCUCACUCUCCUCAUUGGCGCCGGAGCGGAUGUCAACGCGGUCAACAACAAGGAGCAGACUGCGCUACACUAUGCCGCGUCGAAGGGACACGUGAACAUCGGGCGCCUACUGAUCUCGAAAGGAGCGGACAUCAACGCUCGCGACCGGGCGAACCAGCUUCCCUUACACCGAGCCGCCUCGACAGGCUCCGUCCCCUUCAUCCACCUCAUCCUCGCGUCGAAGUCGCCGAACAAGCCUGAGAAGCCUCGACUGAACUUGCUCGACCGUGCCGGCAACACCCCUCUCCACCUCGCCAUCGAGUCAGGACACGCAGAAGCAGCCGUCACGCUCAUCGAAGGCGGCGCAGACCGGGAUCGAGGAGAUGCGGACGGGACUCGGCCGGAGGAGAUUGAGGGCGUCGGCGGAACGGAGGCGAAGCGAGUGCGGGAGUACAUCGUUCAACGAUGCGGUCCUCUCCAGGCCCUUUAG